This is a messenger RNA of Saccharomycodes ludwigii, 537 nucleotides long. RefSeq names its product Brr6p (gene BRR6). Gene Ontology annotation, biological process: nuclear envelope organization; lipid homeostasis. Bases 1 to 537 code for a protein of 178 amino acids. The record is from RefSeq and is a predicted model, not a curated record. The transcript has a single exon. NCBI's taxonomy places the organism in Eukaryota, Fungi, Ascomycota, Saccharomycetes, Saccharomycodales, Saccharomycodaceae. Gene Ontology annotation, cellular component: nuclear membrane; nuclear envelope.
AUGGAUCAUAUUUGUCGUUGUGAAAAUGAAAAAACCCUAGGUUUAUUUGUUAAACAACAAGACUAUGAUAAGCAUUCCGAUAGCACGGCUCCUUCUUUUUCCCCAUCAAUUAUUAAUCAUAAUAGCCAUAUACUAAUAUGGUUAUAUGUAAAACUUUUAUUCAAAGUUAUACUCUUAAUACUGAUAUUAAUAGUUUUAGUAAAAUUCGUUCUAAUAGUUAAUCAAGAUUUUAAUACGAAAAUAGAUAUUCUAAACACAAUUGAGCGACAAAAGUAUUUGGAAUGUAGUGAAAAUUACCAUUUAAAUCAUUGUCAUAGUGAUACUGACGAGGAGAUAGUUCCUGCAUUGAAGGAAAUUUGUAAUGAAUAUUUUCUUUGCAUGUCUAACUCCAAUAAUAAUAAAACGACGAUGAAAAGUAAAUUGAUCGUGUCUAUAUUUUCAGAGUUAAUUAAUGAAUUCGUUUCUACGAUUCAUUAUAAAUCGAUGGUUCUACUACUUUUGGUGAUGAUAAUUAUAUUAAAAGUGUUAGUUUUAUAA